UGUUUUUAGUGAAACGCCAACUCGAUUCACGUUCGGAACGUUUUCGAGUUUGAAAACACAAAUUUCGCGAUAAAAUAACAAAAAAACAUUAAAAAUAAAACGAGAAUUGAGAUUAAAAUUAGAUUAAAUUGAGGUUAAGUGAAGUGAUUUUCGAAAAAAAAAAUUAUAAUAAAUAAUAUAUAUAAAUAAGUGUUGGUGAAGUGAAUAUUCGAUUUUGGAUUAAAUAAAGUGAAGUUAUAAAGUUGAGUUUUUCGCACUCUUAUUCAAAAAAAAAAAAAACAGUGAAAGUGAAAAUCAUUUUUCACCUAGUGACAUAAUUUGAGUUUUUUUUUAUUAUUUUAUUAUUUAUUAUCAAAGUGGGUACUGAAAAACAAACCGAAAACGACUUUAAAACACGUUUAAUGUUGGAAUCGGCGAAUAAUUUGCGAUUAUUCGCGUUGGGGGCUCAUUUGGCAGCCCCACGGGGGCAGCCGCCUUGGUGCGGUGUUGCCCCACAAUUAUUACAAUUUCCGGGGGCUGCAACUUUACUUGGGAUGCCAUCAUCAGGCGCAAUUUUCGGACCCCUAGGUAGACCUAGAUAUCCAACGGCAUUGGCAGCCCCCGGACGACCUCCUAUGGGUUCCGUCGGCGGCGGAGGACCACAAAGUGAAGAUUCCGGAAGUGAAUCUCAUCAGGGUAAAGGUGGAGCUGGAAGUGGUGGUGAAGGUGCCGAUUCAGAAAGUGCAGCGUCAAAACGGCGAAGAAGUCGAACGAAUUUUAAUAGUUGGCAACUUGAAGAGUUAGAAAGAGCUUUCUUGGCGAGUCAUUAUCCAGAUGUUUUUAUGCGAGAAGCUUUGGCGAUGAGAUUGGACCUGAAAGAAAGCAGAGUGGCCGUUUGGUUCCAAAAUCGUCGUGCAAAGUGGCGCAAAAAAGAACACACAAAAAAAGGCCCUGGAAGACCCGCACACAAUGCCCAUCCACAAUCAUGUUCCGGCGAACCAAUUCCACCGGCUGAAUUAAGAGCUAGAGAAAGAGCAAGAAGAAGAAAGAAGUUACAAAAAGCUUUAGAACGUCAAGCUCGAAAAUUGAGAGCGAAAGGAAUCGCCGUCGAUUUGGUCGCAUUAAAAAGAGAAUAUUUAACGCAAAGAGGAGCCGAAUUAGAUUCCGAUUCUGAUAUAGACGUCGUUGGUGAUUCAGGUGCUGAAAGUGAAAAUUUAAGCACAACGAGUCGAGAUUUUUAUGGAAACACUGAAAAUGGAUCGGAAUUAACGUUAACUUCCGGUGAAACGUCAGAAGAAAAAAUAAAAAGACCGAAUCCUUUUAGUAUAGAAUCUUUGUUAAAUAAUACUUAGUUUAGAAUUUGGAUUUCUUUAUUUUUAAUUUUUAAUUUAAAUAAAAGUUGUUUUUUGAUGACGAUGAUGAAGAAAAAAAAAUUUGGAAAAAUAAAUGGAACUGUGCAAUAAAUAAUUAAGAUAAGUUUUUUAGAUUUAAAAAUAAAAACAAAUUUCGAAACAAAAAAAAAAUAAAAAACAUCUUGUAAAUAAUUUUGAAAAUAAUUUAAAAAAUAAACAUAUCUCGAAAAAAAUUGUAAAUAGGAUAAAAGAAAACCGAAAAUUUUUAAUUUAUUGAAGAAAAAAGAAUAAAUCUCGAAAACAACGAGUUUUUAAUAAUUUAAUUUUAAAAACGUCGCAUCGUGUUAUAAACAUUGAAAACUUUAAUUUGUGAAAAGAAAAAAUUGAGACAGCAAUAUCGAUUUUAAAUUUACAUACGAAAAUGAACGAAAAUAAUGAACAAGAAAACGGAAAAUAGACGACAAAAAACCGGAAGUAAUUGUAAUAUAAUAAACUGAUUUAAAUUAUGAAAUAUAUUAUACUUAUUUAUUCGAUUAAGAA
This is a messenger RNA of Onthophagus taurus, 1871 nucleotides long. Its product is annotated as homeobox protein unc-4. Lineage: Eukaryota; Metazoa; Arthropoda; Insecta; Coleoptera; Scarabaeidae. The record is from RefSeq and is a predicted model, not a curated record. Gene Ontology annotation, molecular function: sequence-specific double-stranded DNA binding; DNA-binding transcription factor activity, RNA polymerase II-specific. Gene Ontology annotation, biological process: regulation of DNA-templated transcription.